UUAGUAAUGAUGUGAGACCGAAACUGCCAGCUAGCUGGUUAGCUACCCCGGACAAACUCAAUAAUGAGCCGUUUAAAAGAUACUAGAGAUGACGGGCACAGUGAACGGCAUCUUAAUUUCGUUACGUUGUCUUAUUUUCGCCACAAAGAAGAGCGCCGAAAUUUUUGUGACGUUUACAGCCCUACAAUAACGCGUCAGUGUGCGGUCUGUGCUAGCAUUGCCCCGGUUGCUAAGUGAGUCGGUGUGAUUUGAUAUGGCAGCUCGAGAGCGAGUUAGCACCCACUACAACUCGACGCAUUUCCCCAUUUACUCACACUUUAUUACAUUAAACCUCUUUAAGGUAUAUUCGGCGUAUGACUAAGUCAUAGCGUCUGGACAGAUAUAUUUAUUCUCGAAACCACCUGGCCUGGCAUGGAGCCAGGCGAUUUGCGGGAGAGCCCCGCAGGUUCCGGGGAGUCUGACGCCGGAGACUGGAGGGAGGUUCGACCCGGCGGGGAAGACGAGGGCAAAUCCGCCCAAAGUGAGCCAACUGCGGCCAGAGAGAUGUCGCCGAGGGACACCUGCCGUGAAGAUGUCGGCAGCGAUAAAGCGACUAAAGUGGGCGAGCAGCUCCACAGCCCCUACGACGACGAACUGGACCCCCGAAUACAGGAAGAGUUGGAGCACCUGAACGAAGCCAGCGCCGAAAUAAACAAGCUAGAACUGCAAUUGGAUGACGCUCGGUCGGGAUACCGCAAGAUUCUCACCGAGUCUGCCCGGAAGCUCAACGCUCACAGCUCACAGCUGGGUGGUUGCAUCGAGAAGGCCAGGCCCUACUACGAGGCUCGGCGGCUGGCUAAGGAGGCUCAGCAGGAGACCCAGAAGGCGGCGCUGAGCUACGAGCGGGCCGUCUCCAUGCACACGGCGGCCAGGGAGAUGGUGUACGUGGCGGAGCAGGGCCUCAUGGCGGAUGGAAAGAACACCCUGGACCCAACCUGGCAGGAAAUGCUCAACCACGCCACCUCCAAGGUGAACGAGGCAGAGGAGGAGCGUCUACGCAGCGAGCGCGAGCACAUGCGUGUCACUCACGCAUGUCAGGAGGCUGAGGCUCGUGUGCAGACCCUGCAGAAGUCCCUGAGGAGAGCCAUCAUCAAGUCUAAGCCUUAUUUUGAGCUCAAGGCUCAAUUCAACCACAUACUGGAGGAGCACAAGACCAAAGUCGUCCACUUGGAGCAGCACGUGUCCAAGGUGAAGACUCGCUAUUCCAUCGCUCUGAGGAACCUGGAGCAGAUCAGUGAGCAGAUCCACGCUCAGAGGGGCCGUGACACCCCGGUGCGUGGCGGACGCAGCCCCCCCGUAGGGGCCGAGUCUGACGCCCACAAGGAAGGCGAAGCCUGCGGGGGCAGCGGCCCGCUACCUAGCGACCCUGACCCGGACAAGGAGCGCGAGCGUGCAGGGUCAGACUCUCUGUCUGUCUUUAGCCUGCAGACCAUCGCCUCGGACCUGGAGAAGUACGACUCGGUCGAGCACUUGGGCGACCUUAGCGAUGCCAGCAGCGUGACAUGCGAUGAGGGCGACCGGGAACAGAACCGGGCGGCAGAGCGGCGGGACAAGCUGACCCACGUUAGUGCCCGCCAGCGGCAACAGGAGUUCUCAAAGCAACACCACCGAAGCUUCAGCUUGUAGUACAACUUCCACUACCAAAACUACAAACAUUGCUGCUGAAGUGUAAAUAAGCACACAGUCCACAGCCUGGGACUUUAUCCCGAGGCUAAUAUGGCUGCCCUGCAUCCAAUUUAGAAGACACUAAAUGAAACCAGGCGGAACAUCAGGUAGUUAGAACGCGCGCUUAAUGACCGUUAGCACUGUAAGCUGGCUAACUGUACUAACUUGUAAUGCUAACAGAUUGCCAGUUUUCACACUUCGCUGUGCUAUUAGCUUGCUAACUCACCACUGGUGGGUAAACAGGCAGGAAUUGCUAACUCACAACUGGUGGGUAGACGGGCAUGAAUCUGUUAGUGUAAACGCGUACUCCACUGAGGGAAGAGCUUGCAAAUCCCAUAGCGUAGCAAGAUACUUAACUGUACUAGCUGCCAGUGCUAACAGAUUGCUGACUCAGUCCUGAUGGGGAACCUUGCAGGACUUUGUUAGUAUUCCAAGCUAGCUAGAACACCACUCUUUUGAGAAAACAGGGUGGACCUCUGUUAGCACUCCAAGCUAGCUAGACAGUGUACUAGCUUGCAAUGGUAAGUGAUUGCUAACAUUCACUGGGUAACCACGUGGGAAUCUCUUAGCAGUUAUGGUAAUUUGAAUGUGUAAAGUACAACCCAUUCACUCUGUUGAGUGUACAAGCAAAACUCAGCAUUGCAAGAUAGCUAAAUUGUGCACUAUGUUACAAUGCCAGCAUAAUUCUCACAUUCACUUCUGGUGAGAAUCUGGUAAGUGUUGCAAGCUUAAAAAUAUAUAUAUACCUUAACUACUUUGAUGGGUAAAAUGCAGGAGUCAGGUAGCAUUGUAAGCUUGUUGUAAUUAUUAAUACAUGUUCUACCUAACAUUCAAUACUUCCUGGUGGGUAACCUAACAGUUGUUGUUCAUCAUUUUGCUACCGAUUACAUAAACUCCUUUGAAGGAAAAGGGCGAGAUUCCGUUAGCAUCACAAGCUAGUUACAAUAUUGAUGCACCCAACUAAGGGAACAAGGUGGGGAAACUUAGCAUUGCAGAUUAGCCUUGAGGCGUACUGUACGGCAAAUGGUUGCUUACGCAUGUUGGGGUAGGGGCAUAAUGUAAAGUUGGUGAUGUAAUGCAGUGUGACGUCUGCCAUGUCACCCUCCUGUUUUCACAUUUAACGCAUUUCCCGACAUUCCUCGAUGUUGCACGUUAAGGGAAUGUUAUUUUGUUUUCCGGAAGAGACCUGAGCGCUGACAGCGUUAAAACGACGCUACAUGACGAUGCUAAUGUGUCUUUUGCUGAGAAAAAGCCGAAGCAUUUAUUUCAAUUUUGUUUACAAAAAGAAGGCCUUGGCUGUCUUGGGAAAACACUCGCGUCCCUAUCCACUAUAUAGGGCUCCCAUAUACGGAGUAUUCAAUUAAUCGUUUCAGCCUAUACAAAAUGAAAAUCCCUAUUAGUGAUUAGGGCGUAGGGAAUGAGUGAAUGAUUGUGAACGCAGGAGGCACUCAUUCCUUACUAACGAAUCACAACGGUGGGAUUUUUUAGCCAAGUUUAUAUAUAGCCUAAAAAUCGCUGUAUAGUGAUUAGGGGUAGGCUAUGAGUGAAUUAUUCUGAACACAGCCCUGUAGUUUCUUCAUUCUUUUGCCCUUUAUUCCUUUUUUUAUUUAUUUAUUUUUUUUAGAACUGUGCACGGCCGCAGAACAACUAACAGUUUGAACUUCAGCCUACCUUAGUUUUAAUUUGAGCGUAGAACAGAACAAAUGUAUGCACCCUGGAUGAUGAUUUUCUUUUUCCAAUUAAUAAGCACAUUUCUUCUACGAACAAAAUUUUACUGGCGUAACAACUACGUUCUGAGACUUGCAGGAACACAGAACUUUGACAUUGGACACAAUUUAUUAUCUCAAUUUUUUAAAAUAAUGAAAUUAAAUUAGUGAACAUGAAUUUUAACAUUGCAAAGUAAGAUUUGAAUACACAAAUUCUGCAACUUUGAGAACUCCACCUUUUAAUUUUGUAUUCAGAUGGAAAAUUCUGAGGCUAACGAAAGAAUGUAAUGUUUACCCUCGUCUCCAAAUCUUGAAUUGAAAAUUCUGUAACUUCCCGAAAAGUUAGAUAUUAGUAGAUUCCACAAAUUUUGACAAAAUUCAGACAGUAAAUUGUCUCAGAAUUUUUCUUGUAGAAUUGCAAGAGGCCAAUUGUGAGACCAAUAGAAGGAAGAGUCGUAAUGCUUACGCUUCAAUUUUUAAAAAAAUAUAUACUUUAAAUUCAAAAGAAGUUUUUCUUUUAAAUCCCGAAUUUUAGAAAAAAAUCGAAUACAUUUUUUAAACUGCAAUUCAAAUCCUGAUCAACCAAAAAACAAGGCAAUUUAAUUUUGAUUUUUGGGUUUGUACUUGCUCUGUAUGCCAUAUUUUCUUGUGUGUGUGUGUGACACAGUGACAGCCUGAUGUGGCUUGUAAAUGUAAUAAUUAUGUAUAUUAUGAACACAAAGUUGGUAAAUAUUUAUGGACAUUUAACUGAGUUCUCCAGAAAAAAACCAAACUCACGUUAAUCCCCCACUGGACCUUCACCAAGGAUUAUUCAUCAUCAUAAAUAAAACAAAGUUGUGCAUAUUGGCGUUUGUUGAAGUGCA
Phycodurus eques (leafy seadragon) is the source of this 4273-nucleotide messenger RNA. RefSeq names its product SH3-binding domain protein 5-like, a (gene sh3bp5la). NCBI's taxonomy places the organism in Eukaryota, Metazoa, Chordata, Actinopteri, Syngnathiformes, Syngnathidae. The transcript has 6 exons. Gene Ontology annotation, molecular function: protein kinase inhibitor activity. Bases 412 to 1665 code for a protein of 417 amino acids. Gene Ontology annotation, biological process: negative regulation of protein tyrosine kinase activity; intracellular signal transduction. Gene Ontology annotation, cellular component: cytoplasm. The record is from RefSeq and is a predicted model, not a curated record.